GUACAAUUUUCUGAUCGUUGCAAAUAUUGACGUUUAACCGGCAGCUACUUUUCAUUCUUCAAUCCGUUAAAACUGCUGUACUGUCUCUGUCGCUGCGAUCAAUGUCCGUGUAUCGACAUUGAAUUGAGAUCGACACCCGCUGGCUCGCAGGUCCAUCCAUGGCUACAUUCCAUGACUCAAGAUUGCAUGUUCGGCUCCGAUGGACUACUUGAUCCGCCUCACUCAGACACACGAGAGCUUUCGCCGUGCUGAAAUAGAGGCACUGUCCAGUCUGGCCGGUAUAACAUGCGAAAUCGUAUCUUAUGCCGAAGAGUCACCAUUUUGUAUCGUUCGAUUUUCCGGUCUAUCGGGCCAGUCCACUGCCCUCGAUGACCAUUCUAUCGACGAGGUAGUCCGAGACUUCCAGUCAAGAGCAAUCUUGUCUAAAUACAUCUACGAAUUAUGGGGGCAGGGCCAGAACUAUGACCAACUGCGCGCAGAUGUGAAGGUGCGAAGUCAGCACCUUUGGCACAAGUUUGAGCAUGUCUCAUUCAAAUUUUCGGUCGACAGUUACGGCAGCACCCAUGACCCAUCGCAACAGAGACAGAUCAUCGACUCUUUCAGCUAUCUCGACUUUCAGGGCAAGAUCAAGAUGAAGAACCCAGAGGCCGAAUUUGCCGUCCUGGAAGAGUGGCUUCCUCUCGCAUGUGAGCAAGACCAGAAGACCGCCGGUCUAGCCAAUGGCACAGCUAUCGACCCUAUUGCCGGGUCAAGUCUGCGUAGAGUGUUUCUUGGGCGAAAGAUUGGAGAGUCGCGACGUUGGUUGAGGGAAAAGCAUGAUCUCAAGAAAAGACCGUACAUUUCGACCACCUCAAUGGACGCAGAACUGGCUUUGUUGACUGCUAACAUGGCUCUGGCAACCUCUGGCAAAAUCUUCCUUGACCCGUUUGUAGGGACUGGUGGAUUCAUGGUCGCCGCGGCUGAGCUGGGUGCUGUUGUUCUCGGUUCGGAUAUCGAUGGCCGGAGUUUUCGUGGCAAAGGUCUCGGUCUGGAAAAAGGAGUAGGGGCCAAUUUCAGAAAGUAUGGCCUCUCACAUCUUUUUGGAGAUUGUAUCACAUCAGAUCUGACGAAUACUCCAUUUCGCAAUUCUGUCAACACCACUGUGUAUUCCAGUGGUAGGUGGCUCGAUGGGAUAAUCUGUGACCCUCCUUAUGGCGUCCGAGAAGGGUUGAAAGUGCUGGGAACAAGAAAAGCCGUCGAUGCUAGCUUCACUGACAACGUCGAAGCCUCAGUACACCACGGGACCCCAGUGCCGCACCUGAUCAACGGCAUCCCAGCCCAUACACUCCCGGGCUAUAUUGCACCCAAGAAGCCAUACUCAUUCUUUCGAAUGCUCGACGACAUUUUGGACUUUGCAGUGCGUACAUUGGUGGACGGUGGUCGACUCGCGUUUUGGAUGCCUAGUGCCAAUGAGAACGAGUUCGGCGAGGAAGAGGCUACUCUCAUACCAAGACAUCCGCAUCUGCAGCUGAAGCACGAAUGUGUGCAGAGCUUCAAUAGAUGGAGUCGGAGGUUGCUCAUUUACGAAAGACUUCCAGGAUGGCUGGACUUGGAGCCAGGCAUCACCCAAAGUCUUCGUGACAGGACGGACGAGGGUGAAAUAGGUCGGACGGCCGAUGAGCUGAAUCCGUUCCGGAAAAGAUAUUUUGAGGCGUUUGUAGACCGAACAAACGGCGCUUCUCGCUGAUGGAUGCCUCUCAACACUGUCGGUUUGAAG
This is a messenger RNA of Exophiala viscosa, 1756 nucleotides long. Its product is annotated as NAD-dependent histone deacetylase SIR2. The transcript has a single exon. The record is from RefSeq and is a predicted model, not a curated record. NCBI's taxonomy places the organism in Eukaryota, Fungi, Ascomycota, Eurotiomycetes, Chaetothyriales, Herpotrichiellaceae. Gene Ontology annotation, biological process: methylation. Bases 200 to 1726 code for a protein of 508 amino acids. Gene Ontology annotation, molecular function: nucleic acid binding; methyltransferase activity. Gene Ontology annotation, cellular component: cytoplasm.